UCAUCCACUGUGGAAAAAAAGCUUUAAAUGUGGAGGGCAGACUAAAUGGCCACUCUCCAAACACAGCUCCCAAUCCCCUAUCCCAAAUAAGCUCUCCCACUCUCCGCUGCUGUUGCUGUUUCAUUGGUAACAGUAACCUCUAACCCCCUCCCAUUCCCAGGCAGUCUCUCAGUUUUUCUGCAGGCGCCGUUUCUCUUUUCUUGCACCAUUCUACUACCACCACCACCACCACCACAGUCCUCCUACAUGGCUAUUAUGACUGCUAGUACUGCUAUUCCUAUUUUUAUUUCUUUCUGUCUGUCUCUCUCUUCCUGGAAUCCCUGAUCAUUAUAUCAUAUCUUUCUCCCCUUCAACUCAACUUAUAUAAACCAAUCCCCAAAAAAAAUAAAAAAAAAAAGAAAAACGGAGCUACAUAUAUUUAAUUCUCUCUUCAAUUUCUUCCUGGAAUCCUUCUGUCAUCAUCAACUCUUCACGACCACAAUCUCUCUUCUUCUAACCCUUUAACCCCCACAGACUUCUUUCUUAUACAUCUGCAUCCAAAAUUCAAAUUCAAGAUGUUGGAAACUUCAACACUUCCUCAGUGGCUAAUAGCCCUUUUGGGAGAGAAGUUCUUCAACGCCUGUAUAAUUCAUGAGGAUGCUAAGAAGAAUGAAAAGAACGUAUUUUGUUUGGAUUGUUGUGAAGGCAUCUGCCCGCAUUGCUUAAGCGUUCACGCCUCUCACCGCCUCUUACAGAUAAGAAGGUAUGUUUACCAUGAUGUGAUAAGACUGGAUGAUGCUGAGAAAUUGAUGGACUGUGGUCUUGUUCAGUCUUACAUCACAAACGGUGCAAAGGUGGUAUUCUUGAAUCAAAGGCCUCAAACAAGGCCAUCCAGAUUCUCCGGCAACACCUGCAUGAUCUGUGAUAAAGGCCUUCAAGAGCCUUACAUCUUCUGCUCUCUCUCUUGCAAGCUACAGUACAUACUAGGAACAGGGGGCAAGCUUCCGAAGUAUGUGUACGAAUGUGUGAAUAUAACUUUUCCUGAACCGGGUUUCGACGAUGGACAAAUGACCCCUGAAACGGUUCUUGAACCGGUCGCUUCAAUUAGGACGGAGUCUGGAUCGAGCGGUAGCGUUGGAAAUGGUGGAGGAGCUAGCUGCCGGACGCUUGCUUGUACUGCCACGACAGAAAUUGUGAGGAAGAAGAGGAGCACCAUUUCUGCUGGCUUUCGUCCGGUUUGUGGUCCGGUUUUGGAGAUAUCGAACCGGAGGAAGGGUACGCCGCAGCGGUCUCCACUUUAUUGAUUUGUGUACGGAAUACUGACAAGGGGAGAGAGAGAGAGAGAGAGAGUUGAGGUGAAGGGGACUGGGUGUAAUUUGGUAUUUUGUGUCCCUUUGGAGUUUGGAGGGUAACUUAAAUGGAUUGAAAAAUGGUCCUUCCCAUGUCCCAAUUUUGUACAUAUCACCACCACCUCUCUCGUAUUAUAGAAGAUUGAGUUCAAUUGUCACACUAGUUAUAGUUGUAGUAUCGAUAUUCAAAAGAAAAGAAGGGCAUUAGUAAUGGUUACUACAAUGUUGUUCUUUCUCUUCUUCUUCAUGGUUUAAUUGCUGUUGGA
Messenger RNA from Coffea arabica (coffee), 1594 nucleotides. RefSeq names its product protein RGF1 INDUCIBLE TRANSCRIPTION FACTOR 1. Gene Ontology annotation, molecular function: zinc ion binding. The record is from RefSeq and is a predicted model, not a curated record. NCBI's taxonomy places the organism in Eukaryota, Viridiplantae, Streptophyta, Magnoliopsida, Gentianales, Rubiaceae.